AUGACGCGCAUUGUGAUUAUCGGAGGUGGAUCUGGCGGUUUCCGUCUGGCUCAAGCUCUCGCCAAGAACCUUACUGAGAAGGACAACACGGAUGUCAUCGUCCUCGAGAAGAACGCCUUCUUCUACCACGUCGUCGGCGCCCCGCGUGCCUACGUGGACGCCGACUACACCGACAAGAUGUUCAUCCCGUACGACAACGCCAUCCCCAAGCACUCCGCCAAGUUCGUGCGCAUCGUGCGCGGCGUGGCCACGCGCAUCUCGGCCGAGACGAACGAGGUGUCGUACCACGCGAUCGGCAGCGACGACCGGCAGAGCGAGGCGACGGAGACGCUGCAGUUCGACUACCUGGUGCUGGCCACGGGCAGCUCGUACUCGGUGCCGAUCAAGCCGGACAGUCGAGAGUUCGCUAGGUCGGCCACGGAGGCCAAGCUGCAGGAGGUGCGCGGCCACAUCGAGAAAGCGAAGAAUGUCCUGGUGGUGGGCGGUGGAUCUGUUGGCGUCGAGGUGGCGGCGGAGAUCAAGGCCAAGUAUCCAACCAAGUCCGUGACGAUCGUCGACGCCAACGACAAGCUCAUUGCUGGCAACAAUCUGCGCAACAAGUUCUACACGUACCUGAACGAGUCACUAGAGAAGCUGGUGGUGGUUUUUUUCUUUCCAAAUCUGCAUCUAAUCUCCAUCUAG
Molecule: messenger RNA, 681 nt
Organism: Phytophthora sojae
Lineage: Eukaryota; Oomycota; Peronosporomycetes; Peronosporales; Peronosporaceae
Exons: 1
Coding region: 1-681 (226 amino acids)
Cellular component (GO): cytoplasm
Molecular function (GO): electron-transferring-flavoprotein dehydrogenase activity; flavin adenine dinucleotide binding
Source: RefSeq, a predicted model, not a curated record